ACGGACCGCAAUGAGGAGAUAAAUAGAAGCUUUAUCUAUUUAUUAUAAAGUAUUAACGGGGUCUCAUUCAUUUCUACCUGGGAGCAGCAGCUGGUGAGGGGAGUCGUUUAUACGCUCGUCUGCUUUAAAGGGCUCCUGGAAGAAUAAUGGAUGAGGGCUAUCUCUAACACUUGGACAUUUGGAUCUUCGGACUGAACUAUGGAGGGUGGUGAUGAGUGUGUUAAUGUGAAACAGUCUCAGACUGAUGCAUGCAGCGCUGAGGUUGCAGGAGGAGGCGAAGGAGAGAUGCUAAGUAAAGCUGAAGAUGCUGCUGAUUCCUGUGUCAGCGCUAAAGAAGGACUCUCCAACCUGGUGGAUCCUCCUGCUCCGUCAGUGGUGAGUCCCUCUGCUGAAGCGCCAGGAGGCGUAGCGCUUAAAGUCGCCACAACUGUGCUGCACCCGGUGUGUCUGGGAGAGACCCCGCUGAUGCUGCCCAUCCACCUGCAGAUGGCCGGAGCUGCUGGGCCUCAGCUCGGCCAAAUGGGGGCGUCGCCAUACCUGAUCACGAGCCAAAGCCCGGUCUCUCUUCCUAUGGUGUUGGAUCAGCAGGUCCUCCAGCACAUGAGUCCAUCGGUGAUCCCUCAGACUGCUAACUGCCCUCAGCUGCAGAACAAUGUCCUGUGUCAGAACCCUUUGGCGUUUGGUUUACCUCCAGCUGUGGAUCAGAAAGCAGCAGCACAAACGCAGGAGGCUAACCUGCUGUCACUCCUGCAGAAUCCAGCGUUUGCAGCCAUCUUGCAGGAUCUUUUCUCCUCUCAGGCGGGCGCUUCAUCCACCUGUCAGUCCCCAGGCUCUCCAUUUUUCCCUCUUCCUCCCCUCACACCCCCCUACUCCUCUCCUCUGGCCCCGUUAGUCCCUCCAGCCACCCUUCUAGUUCCCUAUCCUGUCAUCAUCCCUCUGCCAGUGCCUCUGCCAGUCCCUCUACCUAUCCCCAUUCCAGUCCCUCAGACUGAGGACUCAAAGGGGAACAUGCCAAAACCAGUUUGCACUGUGAGUAAAAGCACUCAGACGUCUCCUAAAGAUACUACCUCUCCUGCGUUGUCCUCGAGCAGAUUCAUGCCAUCAUUCCAGCUGCAAAAUGUGUCCCUGUCCUCACUUCCUGUCGAUGAAGGGCAGGCCCUGGACCUCUCCGUCCGGACAUGUCCUGUUGAACUGAAACAGGAAUCUCCCAGUCCGCAGCAAGACAGCGUACUGGAUUUGUCAGUGCCUGGUGUGAGGAAGAAGUAUGACAAAGAGGUAGCUUUCCAUUCCAGUCAGGAUACAAGAGCUACCUCAUUGUCUUUGGGCGUUCAAUGCACUCAGAGUUUAGAUUCCAAACUUCUGGGCAGUUUGGCUUCACUGCAGUUCAGCCGGCAGCAUAAAUGGGUAGUCGACAGCGGUCCAGGUGGGUCGGGAACUCAGGAGGCGUCUAUAAGCGGAGCAGGAAACCUGGAGAUACUCAGCACCUCGCAGACAGCCAAAGUCAUCGUCUCAGUGAAGGACGCCAUCCCUGCAAUCCUCUGCGGGAAGAUAAAAGGCCUCUCAGGGGUCUCCACUAAGAACUUCUCAAUCAAACGGGACGGCAGCCAGGGGCCGUCUCUGCAGCAGCUCUACGCCCUGCCGUCUGCAUCUCAAGCCGAGCAGCACGACCCCAACAACCCGCUUAAGAAGGUCCCAAAGAGCAGGGCCAUCAAGCUGAAGAAGGUCAGCUCACAGGAGAUCCAUUUCCUCCCGGUGAAGAAGCAGCGACUUGCAGCGUUGCUCCCCAGGAAGUGAAAGUGCCCGGCGGUGGGGGGAUUAAUUGUUGGAGCGCUCUCUGGUAUCCCGUCCAGAGCGUGUAACAUAAAACACAUGUGGAGACGGUCUGUAAUCAAAGUCAUACACGUACAUGUACCGUCGAAAGCUCAGAGUCUGGCUCCAAAUGUUAUAGAAAAUGAGCUCAUGAAUGUCUGACAGUGUCACACAGUUUUUUUGUUAUUCUGUGAUGCACUACUCCAAAGUGUUGCAUUAAACCUGAAAUGUUUCUGUCAAUGGCAGCUUAAUGGCCUCUCCAUGAAUCACGGAACAUUUCUUGACUGCAAAAUCACAGAAAAGACACAUGGGUUCAAUUUCUCCAUAUCUGGAGUCAAGGUUUUUUUUUCCACAAGAAAUUUGUCUUGAAGUGCACUGAGGACCUUAAAGAAAUGUUGUCAGAGUUUCAAACUGUUCACAUCAGAGCAGUUUGUGCUGGCAGGACGUGACACAAACUCUUAAAAACAUGUCCCAUGGUUGGAAAUUCCCAAAGUCAUCACUGGCUCAGUGGAGCGUUUCAUUCUCAUGUGAUUGGUUGGGUUUAAGCAUGACAGACUAAUAAUGAUUUGGCAGAGCGAGAGCCACAAUUUCAUUAAAGUAAAUGUUGGAAACAGCCGUAAGUCACGAAAAAAUACUUUCUUAUGAAGUAUAACAGCAGCAGAAAAAAGGGGUCUUUUUUGUCUUCACAUUUCAUACAAUUUCUGUGAGCCUUUCUUAAUAUAAGGGAAGUACUUAUAGAAAAGAGCUUUUUAAAUGGUGGAAAUAGCCUAUUGAAUCCAAAAUUAAACAGCAAGUGAGACACAGCUGCACCCCCCC
This is a messenger RNA of Labrus bergylta (ballan wrasse), 2625 nucleotides long. Its product is annotated as retinoic acid-induced protein 2. The record is from RefSeq and is a predicted model, not a curated record. Gene Ontology annotation, cellular component: nucleus. Gene Ontology annotation, biological process: animal organ development. Lineage: Eukaryota; Metazoa; Chordata; Actinopteri; Labriformes; Labridae.